AUUUCAGACUUUUCAGUAGCCUACCAAGCAGGACCGAGUUCCGUACUCAUUUCAUUUCACCUCUUCACUCUCUCUCUCUCUCUCUCUCGCUCUCUCUCUUCACAGGGCCAGAACGAUCAUCCAAAACGAUCGAGAUGGCCUUAGCACACGUAGCCUCUUCAACCUCGCGCUCCAAUCUCCUCCGCCCUAUCUCCGCCUUCCUCUCCCCAAAUCUCCGCCGCCAACUCUCGACCGACGACACCAGAACCCUCACGAUCGAGACCUCCGUUCCCUUCACCUCCCACAAAUGCGAAUCGCCGUCGCGCUCCGUCGAUACCACGCCGUCGGAGCUCCUCUCCUUCUUCCGCGACAUGGCGACGAUGCGCCGCAUGGAGAUCGCCGCCGACUCGCUCUACAAGGCCAAACUGAUCCGCGGGUUUUGCCACCUAUACGACGGCCAAGAGGCCGUCGCCGUCGGCAUGGAGGCGGCGAUCACGAAGAAAGAUAGCAUCAUCACCGCUUAUCGCGAUCACUGUACUUUUCUCGGCCGCGGUGGAACUUUGUUGGAGGUUUUCUCCGAGCUCAUGGGCCGCAUACACGGUUGCUCCAAAGGAAAAGGAGGAUCUAUGCAUUUUUACAAGAAGGACUCGGGGUUUUACGGCGGACAUGGAAUCGUCGGAGCUCAGGUUCCGCUAGGUUGUGGAUUGGCUUUUGCACAGAAAUACAAGAAGGAUGGAACAGUUACGUUUGCUUUGUACGGUGACGGUGCUGCCAAUCAGGGACAGUUGUUUGAGGCUUUGAAUAUCUCUGCGCUUUGGGAUCUGCCUGCGAUUUUGGUCUGCGAGAAUAAUCACUAUGGUAUGGGAACUGCGGAGUGGAGAGCAGCGAAGAGUCCAUCUUAUUACAAGCGUGGAGACUAUGUUCCUGGAUUGAAGGUAGAUGGCAUGGAUGCCCUUGCUGUGAAACAGGCAUGCAAAUUUGCCAAGGAACAUGCUUUAAAGAAUGGGCCCAUUAUUCUUGAAAUGGACACUUACAGGUACCAUGGUCAUUCCAUGUCUGAUCCUGGAAGCACCUACCGUACUCGUGAUGAGAUUUCUGGUGUGAGACAGGAGCGUGAUCCAAUUGAAAGAAUAAGAAAGCUGAUCUUAUCUCAUGAUCUAGCUACUGAAAAGGAGCUAAAGGAUACUGAGAAGGAAGUGAGAAAACUAGUUGAUGAUGCCAUUGCUCAAGCCAAGGAAAGUCCAAUGCCUGAGCCUCAUGAACUCUUUACUAACGUGUAUGCAAAAGGUUAUGGAGUUGAGGCAUUUGGAGCAGAUAGGAAAGAAGUCAGAGCUGUGCUUCCAUAAUUUAACAUCCAUGUGGGAAAUUGCGGAAAUUGCAAAAGCCCCUUCAACACUCCCUUCCUCUCCCAAGAAAAACCAAACCUGCUAAAUUAGGAAAAGAAUAAAAGGUUUGAAUUUCACUUGGUGUUUUGUAUAGGAAAAUAUUCUUCUGUAGCUCUGCGGCGGGAGUCGUCGUUACAUUCUGCCUUAUAUUUUGAAGAGGCUACAUUCUGAUAUUUUUGUGAUUGAUAUGAAUAUUGUUGCGGUACUGAAAAGCUAAAUAUAAGCAUUGAAGGAUAAGGAGUUUUCCUGUUC
Quercus robur (English oak) is the source of this 1616-nucleotide messenger RNA. RefSeq names its product pyruvate dehydrogenase E1 component subunit alpha, mitochondrial. Bases 135 to 1325 code for a protein of 396 amino acids. Gene Ontology annotation, biological process: pyruvate decarboxylation to acetyl-CoA. The transcript has 8 exons. Gene Ontology annotation, cellular component: intracellular membrane-bounded organelle. Gene Ontology annotation, molecular function: pyruvate dehydrogenase (acetyl-transferring) activity. Lineage: Eukaryota; Viridiplantae; Streptophyta; Magnoliopsida; Fagales; Fagaceae. The record is from RefSeq and is a predicted model, not a curated record.